Canariomyces notabilis is the source of this 2790-nucleotide messenger RNA. RefSeq lists its product as uncharacterized. The transcript has 11 exons. Gene Ontology annotation, molecular function: protein binding; U6 snRNA binding. Gene Ontology annotation, cellular component: U6 snRNP; P-body; spliceosomal tri-snRNP complex. NCBI's taxonomy places the organism in Eukaryota, Fungi, Ascomycota, Sordariomycetes, Sordariales, Chaetomiaceae. The record is from RefSeq and is a predicted model, not a curated record. The coding region runs from base 1 to 2790 and encodes 929 amino acids. Gene Ontology annotation, biological process: nuclear-transcribed mRNA catabolic process; spliceosomal snRNP assembly; mRNA splicing, via spliceosome.
AUGGACGCGUUUAAAGGACUUCAGAAAAGCCUCACCUCUCUGGGUGGGCAGAUUACGCCCUUUGCGUCGCGCACCUUCCAGUAUACCAAGGAGCAACUGGGCCAAGCUGAGGACAAGACCCAGCUUCCUCCCGACUACAUUGACCUUGAGAAGCGAGUCGAUGCGCUCAAGGCUGUUCAUCAGAAGAUGCUUGCCGUGACCUCGCAGUACUCGCACGAGGCCUACGACUACCCGCCCAACAUCAAGGAGACGUUUCAGGAUCUCGGCCGCACCGUGAGCGAGAAGGUGCAGCUCCUUUCCAACGCCACCUCCCCGGCCGAGGCGCAGGCGGCGCUCACUGCGCCGCCGACCGCGAAGCCGCAACCAAAGACAUUCCACCAUGCCAUCGCGCGCGCCAGCCUGGCCAGCAGCCAGACGCUGCACCAGAGGCACACGGGCGCGGGCGAGGACCCGCUGGCGACGGCGCUGGAGAAGUACGCGCUGGCCAUGGAGCGCGUGGGCGAGGCGCGCCUGGCCCAGGACGCCCAGAUCCAGAGCCGCUUCCUGGCCGGGUGGAACACGACGCUCAACACAAAGAUCCAGUUCGCCACGCGGGCGCGCAAGGCCGUCGAGAAGGCCCGUCUGACGCUCGACGCCGUCAAGGCGCGCGUCAAGGGCACCACGUGGAAGCUGCCCGGAGCUGCGUCGUCGCCGCGCGCCGAGACGCACGAUGACCACGAGUUGAGUCCCGAGGCUCAGGAGGAGAUUGAAAAGGCCGAGGACGAGUUUGUCACGCAGACUGAGGAGGCCGUGGGAGUUAUGAAGAAUGUGCAGUUGAUUGCGGCACAAAUGGAGUUCCACAAGAAGGCCUACGAGAUUCUGAGCGAGCUCGCGCCCGUUAUUGAUGGGCUGCAGGUCGAACAGGAGCUGCCCCUUGGGCUCCUAAACGCGGCGCAGGGCCACCCCAUGCUGGUCGAACUCAAGAACGGCGAAACCCUCAACGGCCACCUGGUGCUCUGCGAUACGUGGAUGAACCUGACUCUGCGCGAAGUGGUGCAGACUAGCCCUGAGGGCGACAAGUUCAUGCGGCUGCCGGAAGUCUACGUCAAGGGGAACAAUAUCAAGUAUCUGCGAGUUCCGGACGAGAUCAUCGACAUUGUUAAGGAGCAGCAGCAGAGCCAGCAAGGCGGUUACCGUGGGGGUCGCGGUGGACAGGGGAGGGGCGAUCACGGCGGGCGCGGCGGGGAUAGGGGUCGCGGAGGGAGAGGACGCGGCGGCGGGAGAGGUGGACGGGGAGGAAGGGGAAGCCUCCACCGGCAUACCCCUCAAUCGAGCGCCAGGAGUUUGGUCUUGAACGCAUCACACCAUAUGCCUGCUGGAAGCUUUCAGCAGAGCAGGCUGCUUGUGGCACGAGCCCUGCAUGUGCGCAGUUCCCUCAUGGACUCCUCUUGCGAAGUCGUCGCAGGGCAGUCGGAACGACGGCCUGCCCCGGCUGGCUCCGAACCGCCGCAUGUAUCAGCUUCGCAGCUGGUGAGACAGUUGCUUCGAUCAGACAUUGUUCACAUUUACCCGCGGAAACUGCGUCCGAUCACGACGCCCGUCAUAUACGAGGCAUUGCGCACCCUGCGCAACCAUAGUGGCCAGGCUGGAAAGAUUCGGCAGCUGGUUACGUAUCUGGUCGCAGAGCGCGGUGAGCGGCCCAAUGUGUUCCUCUAUGAGGCGCUCGUCACAGCGAGCUGGGAUACGACGACCGGUUCCGCGAGUGAUCUGGUGGCUAUCAUGGAGGAGAUGUGGGACACAGGUAUAACGCCGUCUCCAAGUUUCUACCACAGCGCUUUACGGUUGCUUGCUAUCCAUCCAGAUUACCUGACUAGAAACGCUAUCCUCAAGUCCAUGCGGGAUCAGGGUAUUGAGUUGACGGACGAAGGUAAAUGCAGUGUGGCGCUGGGGCUACUCCGCGAUCCUCAGCUCGAGAUGGCGCUGGAAUAUCUGGCUCAGAUGUGCCGGGAAGGGACCGAAAUACCUGACUGGGUAUUCAGUGUCUAUUUCUACGUCCUCGGAAAGCAAGGCUUUCUUGACGAAGCGCUCCAGUUGUUACAGCAGAGGAUCGGCGGCUCAGACGGCAGCGCCGUCUCGGUCCCUCUAAGCACUUGGUAUUUCUUUCUCGAAGAGUGCAGCAACGCCUUACAUCACCCGGGAACGGUCUUCAUAUGGGAAAGGAUGGUCCAAACAGGAAUGAUCAAUCCGUCAGAUGGAAUUGCGCUCAAUGUGCUAUACACAGCGUCCCGCCACGGCAACUCAACCCUAGCUACCGAGGUCAUCCAGCUUCUCUCCGCCCGGAGGGUCAGGCUAGGCUUUCAUCACUACGAGGCUCUGCUCGACUGUUACAUGCACGAGGGAGAUAUAGAGAACGCAUUCGAGGUGCUCCACAUCAUGACCGAGGCCGGAGUCCAACCUGACCAGUCCAGCACGCGUUCAAUCUUUUAUGCACUGAAAGAUUCCCCUGAACUCUCAGCUAAAGCUCUUGAGACGCUCUCGAAACUGAGAAAGCAGCAUGACAUUCCAAUAUCAGCUGUCAACGUGCUGCUGGAGGCCCUGGCGCAGAGAGGAGACAUGCCCAAAGCCCUCGACCUUUACCGGCAACUCAGCCAGCUCUGCUCUUCAGGGCCUAACCAGCAGACGUUCGUUGUCCUCCUCAGGUCGGCCCAGGAUGAGGUAUCCAGGGACUUCCUGAUAUCAGAAAUGGAACGCUUCUCAAUCAGGAUUCCGUCGGGGUUGCUCAAUCGCCAAUCUGCCGCUCUGGCCAGAUGA